AUGUCUAAUACUAUACCUAAUAUUAUAUUUAAUACUAUAUUUAAAACCACAACUUAUAUACCAACUAUUAUAGCUACUACUACUUCAUCUAUUGUCACAUUAGCUACUAUAGCUAUUGAGUCUACAACUAUUAAGCUUAUAACUACUAAGUCUAUAACUACUGAGUUUACAAAAACUAAACCUACAACUACUACAUCUAUUACUUCAAAA
Molecule: messenger RNA, 210 nt
Organism: Racocetra fulgida
Lineage: Eukaryota; Fungi; Glomeromycota; Glomeromycetes; Diversisporales; Gigasporaceae
Source: the annotation of a GenBank genome assembly